GCAGAACGGCAGAACACCUUAGCGUAUAUUUACGAUUUCGCGUGAAUAAGGUAGGACGAGUUCUCGAAGAUGCAAAAGACGAAAAAGAAAAGCAAAUCGCAGCAACGACCUUCUUCAGCAACAACCAUUGCCGACUAUGCGGAAUCGCCGACGGAUGAGGUCGAUGAGGAUGUGGAAGAAGGCAAGGACUUUGGCAUCCUCAUAAACGCGCCGCUCUCGAAAGGUGGGCAUUUCGUCUUUAAGUCGGAGAAAGCCUGGACCAUCGACUCGUCGCAAUAUUCAGAGUUCUUCACUUUGAACCUGAAAGCGCUGUCAGCCGCGAUCGACUGCGUUCCAUUCAAGGAGUAUGUUGAUGUGACUGAUAAAUACUUUGUAAGCGAUCAAUUGACAAGUAUGUUUAAUGAUGCUGAGAAAGGCAAGGCAGCUUAUAACAUGAUUUUAAAUGAUCUAAGUGCAUCGAAUUUAUCAGACACCAAAGGUGGAAGCAAGGAGAACACGAGAAUUGAUCAAUCGCAAAAUGUGGAUUCGAUAACGAAUGUGAAAUCAGAAGACAGUAUUGACGACUUAGAGGAAGAUUUAGAUUUUUUGUUAUCCCUAAAGGAACCUGUUCAAAGCACUGUAAUCUCACAGCCUGUGAUAGGAAUCUCACUAUCUACAUCUCAUAAUACUGAUUCUAAAACGAAGUUGAAGAGUGUUCCAAAUAAGCCUAUUGAUUUAGAAAAAUGGUUAGAUUCUGUUUUAGACGAUUAA
This is a messenger RNA of Cyphomyrmex costatus, 750 nucleotides long. RefSeq names its product Apoptosis and caspase activation inhibitor. Gene Ontology annotation, biological process: negative regulation of G2/M transition of mitotic cell cycle. The record is from RefSeq and is a predicted model, not a curated record. The transcript has 3 exons. The coding region runs from base 70 to 750 and encodes 226 amino acids. Lineage: Eukaryota; Metazoa; Arthropoda; Insecta; Hymenoptera; Formicidae.